Messenger RNA from Emys orbicularis (European pond turtle), 939 nucleotides. RefSeq names its product hepatic lectin-like. The transcript has 9 exons. NCBI's taxonomy places the organism in Eukaryota, Metazoa, Chordata, Testudines, Emydidae. The record is from RefSeq and is a predicted model, not a curated record. Gene Ontology annotation, molecular function: signaling receptor activity. The coding region runs from base 1 to 939 and encodes 312 amino acids.
AUGGCUCACCUGAGCGACUAUGGGAACGGGAUGGGUCAUUUGCAGUCAAAGGGUAAGAAGCCAGCGGAGCGCAGAGGCAUGGCUUCUGAGUCCGACAAUGAGGUCGACUACGAGAACGUGUCCAUGGAGAACUGUCCCAUGCCCCUGCCAUGCAGCAACAAUAUGAAGGCGGCCGCACCGAACCGGAAGGACGAAGGAGGAGCAGGGCUGGACCUGUCGUCCGCAGCCGUGGCAGCUGCCUUCCAGCCCCCGAGAGGAGAUCUUCCCCUCCCUAAACCUGCCUCACGGAGAGGCUGCCCUGGAAGGUCUCUGCUGAUCACCUACGUCCUGCUGUGGGUUUGCUUCGUCAUGUGCAGCGUGUCCAUCGCCCUGGUCCUCAUGAAACACGCAGAGAUGUCCAAGGAGCUGCAGCAGAUGCGGACUGAUCAAUUCAUGCUCAUAGCCGAUGUGUCCAGGGAUCUGGCCAAAGCAAAACAUGACAGAGAUGACAUCAGGGCCAAGACCUACAAGAUCCUGGAUGUCGCACAGAAAGGUAACGGCACUUCCCGGUGCCAGCCUGGCUGGGAGCAGUACCGAGAGAGAUGCUACUUUUUCUCCACGGCUGCCCAGCACUGGCAGGCAGCCAGAAGCUCCUGUUCGAACCAGACUGCCAAUCUGGUGGUGAUCAACGAUCAAACGGAGCAGAAUUACUUGGCCAUUAAAGCUGAUUCUGUUCGUCACUGGAUCGGCUUCACAGACCAAAGGACUGAAGGCGUCUGGCGCUGGGUGGACAACACUCCUGCGGCAUUUAAGUUUUGGGCCACAGGGGAGCCCAAUAACAUGUACAGUUCUGAAAGCAGAGAUGAGGACUGCGCCCACCUGCACGAGGGCGGCCAGUGGAAUGACGUGUCCUGCAAUUUGCCCUUCAGGUGGAUCUGCGAAAAAGCUGCUUCUGUCUAA